Molecule: messenger RNA, 2663 nt
Organism: Ruditapes philippinarum (Manila clam)
Lineage: Eukaryota; Metazoa; Mollusca; Bivalvia; Venerida; Veneridae
Product: sushi, von Willebrand factor type A, EGF and pentraxin domain-containing protein 1-like
Exons: 17
Coding region: 1-2517 (838 amino acids)
Source: RefSeq, a predicted model, not a curated record
AUGUUAUUUCAAUGUUGGAUAUCAAUUCAUCUAUUAAAGGACUCCGUUGGAAAGUUGUUUAUCCUUCUUAAGAUUGAAAAGGCAAAAGAACCAACAAAAACAAAGUUCACACCACUUGCUGACUCUAUGCUACCAUCUUCAGAGUACACGUUUCAUCUGUACAAUCGAGACGAUUCUGAUAAAAUUAUCGCAAAUGAAGUCGAUUUUGUCAGAGGCACUCAAUGUGAGAAGGAAGAAAUUGAUGGUAAUUUUGGCGAGACACAUAAAUGUGUUCAAGGCAACAUGAAGAAAAAAGCUAGAUGUCUACCAGGAAGUCCAGUGUUUGGAUCCAAGAAAAAACAAAUAAUUCUGCAAGGACUUGCAGUCACAUCAUCUGAUCCUUGCUCAUCACAGCUUCAAUCUAUUGCAGUCAUAAAACCGCAAGUUAACUGGAUCAACUCGGUCAUUAUUGAUUGCGGUCCAAUUAAAACUUUUCGGAAUGGCAAGGUGAAGCUGAACAAAAAAUCUUCGACAAAAAUAGGAUCCACAGCGACUAUUAGAUGUGAUUCUGGGUAUGAGGCAUCUCAAAAGAAAAUCGUUUGCCUAGAAAACGGGAAAUGGGAAAAGCCAAAGUGCGAAUUAAAAGAUUGUGGAGCCGUUGAAAAUAUCCAAAAUGGGAAAAUAAACCUAGACGAUGCAUCAACAUCGACAAUGGGGGCAACAGCGACAGUUGAAUGUGAUCCGGGCUAUAAGGCAAGCCGGGGGAAAAUAAAGUGCCUAAAAACUGGAAACUGGGGAAAAUCAAGUUGCAAAAUAAAAGAUUGUGGAGCCGUUGAAAAUAUCCAAAAUGGGAAGAUUACCUUAGACGAUGCAGCAUCAUCGACUAUGGGGGCAACAGCGACAGUUCAAUGUGAUCCUGGCUAUAAGGCAAGCCGGGGAAAAAUAAAGUGCCUAAAAACUGGAAACUGGGGAAAAUCAAGUUGCAAAAUAAAAGAUUGUGGGCCUGUUGAGAACGUUCGUAAAGGAAAAGUAAUUCUUGACAAUAAUUCGACAUCGACGGUUGGGGCAACAGCAACUUUGAACUGUUUUCCAGGGUAUAAACCAAAUCAAGCGAAAAUAGUUUGCUUGAACACAGGGAAAUGGGAAGAAUCAAGGUGCAAAAUCAAAGACUGUGGGUCUCCAUUAAUUGUGACCAAUGGUAAUUUGCACUAUAACACAACAACGUUCGGAUCAAUCGCUUCUCUGGUCUGUGAUAGAGGAUAUGAUGGAAACGGAGCGAUAAGGUGCCUUGACACUGGCAGUUGGGAAACACCACCAAGAUGUUCAAUUAAAGACUGUGGGUCUCCAUUAAAUGUGACGAAUGGUAAGUUGCACUUUAACGCAACAACGUUUGGAUCAACCGCUUCCCUUGUUUGUGAUAGUGGAUAUGAUGGAAACGGGACAAUAAGCUGCCUUGACACUGGCAGUUGGGAAACACCACCGAUAUGUUCUAUUAAAGACUGUGGGUCUCCAUUAAAUGUGACCAAUGGUAAGUUGCACUUCAACGCAACAACGUUUGGAUCAAUCGCUUCUCUGGUCUGUGGUAGAGGAUAUGAUGGAAACGGAGCAAUAAGCUGCCUUGACACUGGGAGUUGGGAAACACCACCAAAAUGUUCAAUUAAAGACUGUGGGUCUCCAUUUAAUGUGACGAAUGGUAAGUUACACUUUAACGCAACAACGUUUGGAUCAACCGCUUCCCUUGUUUGUGAUAGUGGAUAUGAUGGUAACGGGACAAUAAGCUGCCUUGACACUGGCAGUUGGGAAACACCACCAAGAUGUUCUAUUAAAGACUGUGGGUCUCCAUUAAAAGUGACAAAUGGUAUGUUGCACUUUAACGCAACAAAGUUUGGAUCAACCGCUUCCCUUGUCUGUGAUAGUGGAUAUGAUGGAAACGGGACGAUAAGCUGUCUUGACACUGGCAGUUGGGAAACACUACCAAUAUGUUCUAUUAAAGACUGUGGGUCUCCAUUAAAUGUGACGAAUGGUAAGUUGCACUUUAACGCAACAAAGUUUGGAUCAACCGCUUCCCUUGUCUGUGAAAGUGGAUAUGAUGGAAACGGGACAAUAAGCUGUCUUGACACUGGCAGUUGGGAAACACCACCAACAUGUUCUAUUAAAGUUCCUGAGUGUCCUGGAGGAUGGACCAAAUUCGAAAAUAGUUGUUAUCUGCUUGUAGAAAGUUUGGUGACAUGGGAAACUGCCAAAACUGAUUGCGAAUCAAAAAAAGGACACCUUGUUGAAAUCACCUCUACCUCUGAAAGCGAUUUUGUUAAAGGGUUGAUCGAUUUAAGAAGUGUUUGGCUAGGAGUAAACGAUAUCAAAUCAGAAGGUACAUUUUUGUGGGAAUAUUCAGGAGCACCAUUUGACACAUCCAUAUUAGGGAAAAACAUUAGGUUUAAUGGUCCUGAAUACGAUUGUGUCUACCUUUAUUACGAUCCACCUUGGACUGCAGAAGAUUGUGUAUUUAAAAUGUAUUAUUUGUGCGAAAUGUCACCCUAAAUACGAAAGAACUUACCAGGAAAAGGAAUUUAAAAAGAUGUACUUUCUACAAUAGUUUGUUUAGUUGUUGUUUUAUUCUUUUCAAAAUUGAAAUGAUUCAAACCAAGCAAAUUCAGCAAAUAUUAAAAGAAUAUCAAUAAUAAAGU